ACACACGAGGAGGCUAUAUAACAAGAUAAUCUCAGGAAAGACGAAUCAGUGGUCCAGGGACGACGCCGUUGAUUUGCCGAGCGACGGAGUGACAGUUUCGUUUCUACUUUCGACCGAUAUUAGGUGUCCAGCCAUGAAGUCGCUGUUGGUGGCUUCGGUACUCCUGGCAACGGCGUACGGCAGCGUCUGGCCGUAUCACGAAUCGGUGGGAUUGGUUUCCGAUAACGAUGGAAUCAUCGCCGUGCCGGCUCACAGAAUUGUACCUGCGGUUAACCUGGGUUCCAACGUAGCAACUGCCCACGCAUCAAGCGUUUCCGCUGGACCAGCCUCUGAACCCGUCGUGAUCAAAGGUCCCCUUUCCAGCGCCGUCAGAAUUGCAGGCCCAUCGGAGAGGACUUAUUAUCUGGAGAGUCCAUAUCGGGCCUCAUAUCGAGUCCCCUAUGCAGUAGUCGGACCCACCGAGAGACCAGUUGCGGUAAGCUCGGCACAAAGCUCCACGUACGGGUCUUCCGCAUCCGCAUCCGCGAGCGCAUCAUCGGGGCAUCCCGAUGGAGCCGUCCUGGUGGACGAUCCAGCCAUUUCGCCGAUAUUGUCCGGCCCGAUCCUCCGAAGCUCUUCCGGUGCAACUGCGGAUGCAAGAGCGUACGCUUCGGGUGCACCCAGUGCCCUGGCUUCGGCUUCUUCGGGUCCAGUUUCCGUCCUGGGGCCGGUCGGCAGUCCAGUCCUUGUCAAAGGUGCAGUCGCGAGCUCCUCGGUGAUCGACGGCUCUUCGUCUGCUCCGGUCGUAAUUCGCGAGGAUUAUCGCCCCGUGACGAGGUGCCCACCGGAAGUUGACCUCGUCGCUCCAAGAUGGCCAGCUGGACGUCCAACUCCCAUUGCGAUCUCGACUCGUCCGGCUCCCAUAGCGAUCGCGGGACCUUCCCCGGGAUCGGUGUCCAUCUCGGGACCUUCGGUACCGGCAACCGUCAUUUCUGGACCAUCCGGCACCAUUACCACCGGUGGAUCCUAUCCAUGGGACUUUAACAGACGAUGGGUCCCAGCUUACAGCAAGUGGUGAACGCUCGCGCUCCAAAAGUCCAGCGACUUCGACUAAUCCGUCGCCGGAAAUUCAUUGUUGCCUUUUUUAAAUAAAGCCACAAAUGAAAAUUGA
Molecule: messenger RNA, 1150 nt
Organism: Orussus abietinus
Lineage: Eukaryota; Metazoa; Arthropoda; Insecta; Hymenoptera; Orussidae
Product: signaling mucin HKR1
Exons: 4
Coding region: 134-1057 (307 amino acids)
Source: RefSeq, a predicted model, not a curated record